Lotus japonicus is the source of this 1766-nucleotide messenger RNA. Its product is annotated as UNC93-like protein 1. The record is from RefSeq and is a predicted model, not a curated record. Bases 225 to 1622 code for a protein of 465 amino acids. Lineage: Eukaryota; Viridiplantae; Streptophyta; Magnoliopsida; Fabales; Fabaceae. The transcript has 2 exons.
AAAACGCUUUCUCAUCCAGAAUGUGACAGCCAUAGUAUACAAUACUUACAAGGUUCCAUUCCAACAUUAUCAUAAUACCAUGAUACGACAAAACUGUCUUCUUCUUCAUCUUGUUCUUCCAAUCUCUUGUCCUUAAAUUCCUUCGAUCACUACCUUCAUCAUCAUCAAUCUUCAACCCUUCAAAAACAGAGAGAAAAACUUUCAAUCUUCAUCACUUUACAAAAAUGGGUACCUCUGGAUAUGAAGAAUCAGGUACCCAAAUGCCUGAAACCACAAAAACUUCUUCCCUUUUCCGAUACAAUUCACCUUUCGUUCAGAUCGUCCUUAUUGGUUUCGUCUGUUUCUGCUGCCCCGGCAUGUUCAACGCCCUCUCCGGCAUGGGUGGCGGUGGCCAAGUCAAUCCCACAGCCUCCAACAACUCCCUCACUGCUCUCUACACCACCUUCGCCGUCUUCGGCAUCCUCGGCGGUGGCAUCUACAACAUCCUCGGCCCCCACCUCACCCUCUUCGCCGGUUGCUCCACCUACGUCCUCUACGCCGGUUCCUUCCUCUACUACAACCACCAGCAGCACCAAAUGUUUGCAAUAGUCUCCGGCGCGCUUCUCGGGAUCGGAGCAGGGCUGUUAUGGGCGGCGCAGGGUGCUAUCAUGACAUCUUACCCGCCGGUGAACAGAAAAGGCACUUAUAUUUCUAUUUUCUGGAGUAUUUUCAACAUGGGUGGUGUGAUUGGUGGGUUGAUUCCUUUCAUUUUGAAUUACCACCGUGGUGAUUCUGCUGCUACUGUGAGUGAUGGAACAUACAUUGGUUUCAUGGCGUUUAUGUCACUUGGAGCUGUUUUGUCACUGACCAUCUUGCCGGCGAGUAAGGUUGUUCGUGAUGAUGGGACUAGAUGCACCAACAUGUUGUACUCCAAUGUGUGGAGAGAGUGUGUGGAGAUUCUGAAUUUGUUCUACAACAAGAAGAUGCUUCUCAUGCUUCCUGCUGCUUGGGCUAGCAAUUUCUUCUACACUUAUCAAUUCAAUCAUGUGAACAAGACACAGUUCAAUUUGAGGACAAGGGGUUUGAACAAUGUGUUCUAUUGGGGAGCACAGAUGUUGGGGUCUGUUGGGAUUGGUUACAUAAUGGAUUUCAGUUUCAAGAGCAGGAAUAAGAGGGGGAUUGUGGGAAUUAGUGUGGUUGCUAUUCUGGGAUCUGCUAUUUGGGGUGGUGCACUUGCUAAUCAGAUUAAACACCAAAAAGGGGAGAUCUUGGAUUUUAAGGAGUCAGGUUCUGGCUUUGCUGGACCCUUUGUCUUGUACUUUUCUUUUGGUUUGCUGGAUGCCAUGUUCCAGAGUAUGGUGUACUGGGUUAUUGGAGCUCUGGCUAAUGAUUCUGAGGUUCUUAGCAGGUACACUGGAUUCUACAAAGGGAUACAAAGUGCUGGGGCAGCAGUUGCAUGGCAAAUUGAUAACCACAAUGUGUCCCCUAUGUCCCAAUUGAUUGUGAAUUGGGUGCUCACUACAAUAAGCUAUCCUUUACUAUUGGUUCUAGUAGUGAUGGCAGUGAAAGAGGAUGAGAAUGCAGUAGAUGAACCUGUCAAACAAGUUGCUCCUUCUUCUGCUUACAAUGACUCUGUCCAAUAGCAGUUUUCUGUUGAAUCCAAAAAUCAAAUGAUCUUUUUGUCUUCUUUUUGUUGGCAUGUACUUUUCAUCGUUCACACGAAGUAUGACGCACAAGGUGUUAACAAAGUUAGCUAUUACUUUAACAAUAUGAUAUUCAAAUGGAAA